This is a messenger RNA of Dermatophagoides pteronyssinus (European house dust mite), 489 nucleotides long. Its product is annotated as low density lipoprotein receptor adapter protein 1-A-like. The record is from RefSeq and is a predicted model, not a curated record. Lineage: Eukaryota; Metazoa; Arthropoda; Arachnida; Sarcoptiformes; Pyroglyphidae.
AUGACUUCAAUUUGGAAAGCAAUUCGUUCAACAAAAAAAGCUGAUAAAAUAUCAAAUUUUAAACAUGAAAAAAGUCCAUCAGGUGCAUCAACAAAUGCCAAAGCAAUUAGACAAAUGAUGUCAAUGAAUAAUGAUAAUGAUAAUAAUAAUGUUUGUCAACCAAUAAUAAUCUCAUUAAAUAGAAUAUCAUAUUGUUUUGUUGAUUCAACAUAUGAACGUAUUAUUGCAUUUGUUGCUACAAAUGAUAAUAAUUGUCAUGAAUGUCAUGCAUUUAUGACAGAUAAAACAAAAAUAGCCAAAUCAAUAGCAUUAACUAUUUCAAAAGCAUUUAUUAAUGCAUAUGAAAGAUGGAUACAGCAAAAAAUACUAAUAUCAUCAUCAUCAUCGUCAACAAACAAUUCAACUACACAAUGUAAAACAACAGAAUAUACAACGAUGGAUACAACAACAACAACAACAACAAAAUCGAUUGAUAAUUGGUUUGAUUUU